UAAUUGGACCCAUUUUUUCCAUGCCUUUCACUACCCACUUCUCCCAUAUUCUUCUCCUACUCCAAACUCUGUCUCCUCUCUGUCACUGACUUUCUCUCUCCUCUUCCCUCCAUCUGCUUCUCACGUCUAUUGUUCAUCAUCAUCUCUUUCUCUCUCUCUCUAUCUGUCUGUUAAAAGCAGCAGAUUUUGCGAGAAAAUGGGCUCAUGUAUAUCAUCAUUCCAUAAAAAUUCCGGGUCUUCUAAAGUUGACCAAAUUAUGUCUGUCGAUAAAUCUUCGAUGCCACCAACACCCAUCAAGGAUAAAACUGAUCCUCCGAUUCUCCCAUUUGGUUACAAGUCCAGAGUUUCCCCUUUUAACUCUGUUUCUCGUUACCGUAGCUUUGGUGGCAGCAAGGACGAAACCUUUUUCGACACCCAAGCUUGGCUAGACUCGGAUUGUGAUGAUGAUUUUUAUAGUGUGAAUGGAGAUUUUACUCCUUCUCGUGGCAGUACUCCUAUCCAUCAUGCAGCAGGAACUCCUCGACUUAGCAGAGUAUUCUCUCCACAAGUUAGUAGGGCUGUUUUUGAAGGCAAACCACCUAUACGCAGUGCAUCAAAUCGAUCUCAAGGCAAUACCUCAGUCCGGCAGAGCUUUUCAUCUACUACUCAAGCAACUGGAGUCCUUUCUGAAGACGUAGCUGGUUCUAAUACAGUUUCAUCCUCUACAACUAAAAGCAAGAAACUUAUUGAUCUUUUCAGAGAAAGCAUGAGAGAGCGUGGUGGUGUUGGCCUAGCUUCUCCAUUGCCACCAAGAUCAGCCAAUAGAACCCCAUCUGGUUUGCGCUACUCUGUCUCUAGCACUGAUGUAGCGGUCCCUGUUAAUGAUCAUGUGCCUGUGGAAGAGAAGCCAGCAAAAUUUACACAUCGCUGCUUUCCACGAUUUGCUUAUGUUCGUAGCUUUAGUGAAAGUAAGAAGACAUCUAAUCCUCCCACAUAUAUGGAUGAUUUAAAAUCCUGAAAGAGCUAGCUCUUUAUAUUGGAAGUCUCGGGGCAGCUUUAGUCCUCAUUUUUCCCAGUGUAGGAAGAUUACAUUGCUUGUGCAAUCUUCAAGGAUCAAUCAUAAUACAAUGUACAAAGUAUAGUAUAAGAGUGACAUAAAAUAAUAAAGCUGGUAAGAUGAUCACUUCCAAGCCUUUAAAAACUUCCAUUUUUUCUUGCCUUGCUUUGUUGCUACAAAAUCAUGUAAAAAGUGAAGGUACAUCAAAUGGGUUUGCUAAGAUGUUGCGGAAAUAAUUAAUGGCUAAUGCUACUUUGUUGUA
Beta vulgaris subsp. vulgaris (sugar beet) is the source of this 1298-nucleotide messenger RNA. RefSeq lists its product as hypothetical. Lineage: Eukaryota; Viridiplantae; Streptophyta; Magnoliopsida; Caryophyllales; Amaranthaceae. Bases 197 to 997 code for a protein of 266 amino acids. The transcript is spliced from 4 exons. The record is from RefSeq and is a predicted model, not a curated record.